GAGCGAUAUAACUGUCGAUUCUACCGAUUCAUUGACGUUGUAUGUUGAUAUAUACUUCCUAAGGUAAUUUAGAUUAAAUUGAAGACAGUAGAGUGUGUAAAAGCAGGUGGAUAGUUACAAAGUUUAUAACAGGUUCCGGUACAAUUACAUUUCCAAAACAGUGGGGGAAAUUCUGAGGCGGUAAAAUGACACAAUCUGAGAAUAUUUUUUUGUUUGUGCCCAACAUUAUUGGCUAUGGCAGAGUGAUUUUGGCUAUUAUAUCCUUUUAUUUUAUGAAAACUAACCACAUAAUUGCAUCAUGGUGUUACAUUAUUAGUGCACUAUUAGAUGCAGUGGAUGGCCAUGCAGCAAGAUAUUUUAAUCAAGGCACCAAAUUUGGUGCUAUGUUAGAUCAACUGACUGACCGUGUUGGUACUAUGUGUCUUUUAGCCAUAUUAUGUGUGUUUUAUCCUUCAUACUCAUUCUGGUUUCAAUUAAGCAUGGCCAUUGACAUUAGUUGCCAUUGGAUAUAUUUGCACACGUCUCUGUUGCAAGGAAAGACAAGUCAUAAAUUUAUUGACAUGUCUGAAAAUCCAAUUAUGAAAGUAUAUUAUACCAAUCGUACAGUUCUAUUUAUUAUGUGUGCUGGUAAUGAAGCUUUUUAUGCUGCUUUGUACCUUUUGUACUUUACAGAAGGACCCACUUUGGUUGGCAUGAGUUUAUUCAGACUGGUUAUGUACCUUUCUGCACCAAUAGCUCUCGUUAAAACUGCUAUUUCUUUAUUACAUGGAUAUGUAUCUUGUAUCAAUUUAAGUACAAUUGAUUUAAAGGAAAGGCAAGAACUAAAAGCAAAAUAAGUUACUGCACUAUCUAAUACUUUCUAGUCACUCUAAAUGUGAUUAAUUAAUUGAUCUUCCUAAUUUAACAUUUGUUAUAUGCAAAUAUGUAUUUACAUUGGUCAGUCCAAUUAAAUGUGCCACAUUUAAAGCUAAAAUUGACCAACUAUUUUAUUAUGAAAUAGGUAUGUAAUACUACUCAAUGUUUAAUUUCUAUUUUAAUAACCAUGCUUCAAGCAUUACACAUUAUAUUCCAGUACAACUAAUGUUUAAAAGAAAUACUCCAUUUAAUGUUAGUUCUGUUUUUAUGUCUUAUAAUAUUUUUGUACUUAGUAAAUGAUGAUAUU
Megachile rotundata (alfalfa leafcutting bee) is the source of this 1162-nucleotide messenger RNA. RefSeq names its product phosphatidylinositol synthase (gene Pis). Gene Ontology annotation, molecular function: CDP-diacylglycerol-inositol 3-phosphatidyltransferase activity. The record is from RefSeq and is a predicted model, not a curated record. Gene Ontology annotation, cellular component: membrane; Golgi apparatus. Gene Ontology annotation, biological process: phosphatidylinositol biosynthetic process. NCBI's taxonomy places the organism in Eukaryota, Metazoa, Arthropoda, Insecta, Hymenoptera, Megachilidae.